CGUGCGUGGCUCACUGGCCUGGAAGCGGGGGACCUGCGAGGUGUGCUGGCGGCUGGAGCAGCGAGGGACCCGCGGCCAUGGCUCCCAACGUGCCCACGCACACACACGCUGACGAGUACCCGAAGGGCAUCCGAGCCGUGCUGCUAGGGCCGCCGGGGGCUGGCAAGGGCACCCAGGCACCCAAAUUAGCCAAAAACUUCUGUGUCUGCCAUUUAGCUACCGGGGACAUGCUGAGGGCGAUGGUGGCUUCUGGAUCAGAGCUGGGGAAAAAGCUGAAGGCCACGAUGGACGCCGGGAAGCUGGUGAGUGAUGAAAUGGUCGUCGAACUCAUCGAGAAGAAUUUGGAGACCCCACCAUGCAGAAACGGUUUCCUCCUCGACGGCUUCCCUCGGACCGUGAAGCAGGCAGAAAUGCUCGAUGAGCUCAUGAAGAAGAGGAAAGAGAAGCUGGAUUCUGUGAUCGAGUUCAGCAUCCCCGACUCUCUGCUGAUCCGGAGGAUCACAGGAAGGCUGAUUCAUCCAGCGAGUGGCCGUUCCUACCACGAGGAGUUCAACCCCCCGAAGGAAUCCAUGAAGGACGAUAUCACGGGGGAGCCGCUGGUCCGUCGAUCAGACGAUAAUGAGAAGGCCUUGAAGAUCCGGCUGGAAUCCUACCACACGCAGACCACCCCCCUCGUGGAGUACUACCGCAAACGGGGCAUCCACUCUGCCAUCGACGCCUCCCAGACCCCUGAUGUCGUCUUCGCGAGCAUCCUAGCAGCCUUCUCCAAAGCCACAUGUAAAGACCUGGUUAUGUUUAUCUAAUGUGGGGUUGGAGAGAGUCCUUUCCUCUUCCUGUUCACGUGGGGGGAGUGGUGGGGACGGCAGAGCAGACAGAGGGGCUUCCUCAGGCCAGCAAGAGUGUCACCUUAUGUCCUGAUUAAAAGCACUUGCUUCAUGGA
This is a messenger RNA of Sorex fumeus (smoky shrew), 940 nucleotides long. It is a transcript of the gene AK2, whose product is annotated as adenylate kinase 2. Gene Ontology annotation, cellular component: cytoplasm; mitochondrion. Gene Ontology annotation, biological process: ADP biosynthetic process. Gene Ontology annotation, molecular function: AMP kinase activity; ATP binding. The record is from RefSeq and is a predicted model, not a curated record. Bases 78 to 803 code for a protein of 241 amino acids. The transcript has 6 exons. NCBI's taxonomy places the organism in Eukaryota, Metazoa, Chordata, Mammalia, Eulipotyphla, Soricidae.